Aethina tumida (small hive beetle) is the source of this 874-nucleotide messenger RNA. RefSeq names its product gamma-aminobutyric acid receptor-associated protein. Gene Ontology annotation, cellular component: cytosol; autophagosome membrane; autophagosome. Gene Ontology annotation, molecular function: ubiquitin protein ligase binding; GABA receptor binding. The record is from RefSeq and is a predicted model, not a curated record. Bases 102 to 458 code for a protein of 118 amino acids. Lineage: Eukaryota; Metazoa; Arthropoda; Insecta; Coleoptera; Nitidulidae. Gene Ontology annotation, biological process: autophagy of mitochondrion; autophagosome assembly; macroautophagy. The transcript is spliced from 3 exons.
CCGACGCAGUUGUCACAACACACAGAGACACAACACAAAUCGCAGUCGAAGCGCAGUUUUCUCGAUCACUACCAGUAAAUUAACCGUUUAUUGAGGCGAAAAUGAAGUUCCAGUACAAGGAGGAGCACGCCUUCGAGAAGAGGAAGACCGAAGGAGAGAAAAUCAGAAGGAAAUAUCCAGACAGGGUUCCGGUGAUUGUGGAGAAGGCCCCCAAGGCCCGUAUCGGCGAUGUCGACAAGAAAAAGUACCUGGUACCGUCCGACUUGACGGUCGGACAGUUCUACUUCUUGAUCAGAAAGAGGAUCCACUUAAGGCCUGAAGAUGCUUUGUUCUUCUUCGUCAACAAUGUCAUUCCCCCCACAUCUGCCACAAUGGGAUCUCUUUACCAGGAACAUCAUGAAGAGGACUUUUUCCUGUACAUCGCCUAUUCGGACGAGAAUGUGUAUGGCAACAAAUAAACUGCAUUAUUAACAUAACAACUGAAAUCCAUUAUAUGAAUAUUAAUUUUUAUUUUUACAAUACUUUUAAAAUAUAACUGUUCUUAGUUGUGAUAAUUUUUAAUCUCUGAUUUUGGGUUUUUAUAUCAGUGGAAACGUUUUGAGUAAUAUUGUAUAAAAAAACAAAAUGUACGUUGUGCAAAAUAUUUCUAGACGUAUCGUUUGUAAGUUCUUUAAUAAUUAGAUUUAGUGAGCACACAAUUGUAUAUUUUUUCAGCAGUGUGAGUGAGGAAGGAUCGAAGAAAAGAUCGAUCGAAGAGAAGAUGGACGAUGGCAUUUUAUAACUUUUCGUUAGAUUUAGGCUCAUAGUAUUUUUAUUUGUGACUGGAAAAUAACGGAAAAUCUCGAAAAAAAACUAAUAAAAUCUCAAAAAACUC